Messenger RNA from Aquila chrysaetos chrysaetos, 924 nucleotides. RefSeq names its product kaptin, actin binding protein (gene KPTN). Gene Ontology annotation, molecular function: actin filament binding. Gene Ontology annotation, cellular component: KICSTOR complex; actin cytoskeleton; lamellipodium. The record is from RefSeq and is a predicted model, not a curated record. The coding region runs from base 30 to 815 and encodes 261 amino acids. The transcript is spliced from 8 exons. Gene Ontology annotation, biological process: cellular response to amino acid starvation; actin filament organization; negative regulation of TORC1 signaling. Lineage: Eukaryota; Metazoa; Chordata; Aves; Accipitriformes; Accipitridae.
GCGCGGCGCCGACGUGAGGCGUCGCGGCGAUGACGUCGCGUCGGCGCCGGGCCGAGGAAGGCCCCCGCGGGGCGGGGCGGGGCGGUCCGCGGCGGUGCCGGUAUCCGGUGCCGCCAUGGCUGGUCCGGUGCCCGCUGGUGGAGGACAGCUUCAGCCGGCUGGCCUCGCAGAGCAACGUGUACGGGCUGGCGGCUCUGGAGGGCGGGGAGGGGCCCGGCGGGCUGCUGGCGGCGGCGCUGAAGGGGAAGGUGAUUUACUUCCGGUACCAUGACCUACGGCAGCGGCUGCGGCCCGUAGCCAGGGAACUGCAGUUCACCUACAUCCCGGUUGCCCCCCCAGUGCGGCCUCGUCGUCAGCAUCACCUUCAUCAAGGAACAAUCCCUCCGUCCGCCUCUACAAGGAGAACGAAGGCUCGCACCAGUUUGAGGAGCAGCCGGUCCAGCACCUCUUCCCGGAGCUCCAGGACCUGCCCAGCAACGUCCUCUGGCUCGACGUCUGCAACAUCCCCGGCGCCGGCCAGCACAUCACCGCCUUCGGUUGCCAGAGCGGCUACGUCCGCGUCGCUCGGGUGGACCAGGCCAGUCGAGCGGUGCUCCAGAGCUGGAGUAUCCAGCAGGAUGGUCCCAUCUCCAAGGUCCUGGUGUUCCCGCUGCCAUCGGAGCUGGGAGCCGGCACAGCCCAGGAAGCCCCUCGGAGCCCGUGACGCCCAUCCCACCACCUUCUCCUUCUCCCAGGUGACGCCAUCGCCGCGCAGGGCUACAGCGUCCUCGUCACCAGCACCAUCGAGCUCUCCGUGGUGUACAGGGACAUCUUAACCAACGGACUGGGCAACCAGUUGAUUUUACUGGCCAGUGACCAGUACAACAGCGUCCUCUGCGUGCUGGUGACCGAUGUUGACUUUGACGGCGCCUGCGAGAUCUUCCU